AUGACCCGCGGCCUCGCCCCGAGCCUGCCCACCGAGGUCCACAGGAUGGGCUCCUUCCGCAGGCCCAGGCCGCGCUUCCUGAGCUCCCCGGUGCUCAGCGACCUGCCCCGCUUCCAGGCCGCUCGCCAGGCCCUGCAGCUGAGCUCCAACUCGGCCUGGAACAGCGUGCAGACCGCCGUGAUCAACGUCUUCAAAGGCGGAGGCUUGCAGAGCAACGAGCUCUAUGCACUGAAUGAAAACAUCAGGCGGCUGCUGAAGAGUGAACUUGGAGCAUUCAUUACAGACUAUUUCCAGAACCAGCUUCUGGCGAAAGGACUGCUGUUUGUGGAGGAGAAGAUCAAGCUGUGCGAAGGUGAAAAUCGCAUUGAGGUUCUGGCUGAAGUCUGGGACCACUUCUUCACUGAGACCCUCCCCACCCUGCAGGCCAUAUUUUACCCAGUUCAGGGCCAGGAGCUGACCAUCCGCCAGAUCUCCCUGCUGGGUUUCCGUGACCUGGUCCUGCUGAAGGUGAAGCUGGGCGACCUGCUGCUGCUGGGCCCGGCUCGGCCGCCCCCGUCCAUCAUCCAGAUGCUGCUCAUCCUGCAGAGUGUUCAUGAGCCCACAGGCCCCAGCGAGGGGUGUUUGCAGCUGGAGGAGCUGGUGAAGCAAGUGGUUUCUCCUUUCCUGGGUGUCAGCGAGGACCGCGGCAUCUCGGGCCCCACGUACACGCUGGCCAGGCGCCACUCCCGGGUCCGACCCAAGGUCACGGUCCUGAACUAUGCCUCCCCGAUGACCACGGGCGGCCGGCCCCCGAACGAGAUGGCCCUGACCCCUCUGACGGAGCAGGAGGGGGAGGCCUACCUGGAGAAGUGUGGCAGUGUCCGGCGGCACACGGUGGCCAAUGCCCACUCGGACAUCCAGCUGCUGGCCAUGGCCACCAUGAUGCACCCGGGCCUGGGUGAGGAGCCUGGGGCCGAGGACCCGUGCCUGCUCCUGCCGCCCCGCUUCUCGCCGCCGCCCCACCGCCAGUGCUCCAGCGAGCCCAACAUCACCGACGGCCCCGAGGAGCUCGAGGGGGUGGCCGGGGGCUGCCCGGGGGACUCGGAGACCAACUGUGCCUCCCUCAGCUGA
This is a messenger RNA of Pipistrellus nathusii (Nathusius's pipistrelle), 1110 nucleotides long. Lineage: Eukaryota; Metazoa; Chordata; Mammalia; Chiroptera; Vespertilionidae. The record is from the annotation of a GenBank genome assembly.